Messenger RNA from Ectocarpus siliculosus, 1494 nucleotides. The record is from the annotation of a GenBank genome assembly. Lineage: Eukaryota; Phaeophyceae; Ectocarpales; Ectocarpaceae.
AUGCCUGGGGGUUUAAGCAAUUAUCCUCUCGGAGAUUACAACCACCUACACCGCGCUGUGGCGGAAGGAAGUGUAAAGAAAAUCUUAGCACGACUUGGUCUUGGGGUUGAUGACGUCAAUGCCAACAGUAAGGUCGAUGGGGAGACGGCACUCACGAUGGCGUCCGCACGAGGCGAUAACAGAGUCACCAAAUUGCUUGUCGAACGUGGUGCCGACACCGAAGGCGUGACACUUUCCCGGCAGCGGACGGCUCUGUUCUUUUCGAUUCCAUACCCGGACGUAACAAGGAUUCUCCUCGAGCGUGGCGCGAACCACGGGGCGAAGGACGUCACUGGUUCCACACCGCUCCACUUGGCUAUCCGCGGCGAAAUUGGUGACGCCGGCCUGGAGGUCGCGGAGAUUCUGCUCGAGUUUGGAGCAGAUGCCAACGCCAAAGACAGCAACGGGGACGCGCCUCUCCACCUCCUAUCACACAAAGGGCGGCCAGCGAAGGGGCGCGUGGAAGCCGCAAAGGUGCUGGUCAAGUCUGGUGCAAACAUCGACGCCGUGGACGGUAGGGGUUGUACACCACUGAUGUUUACCUGUGUGUACGUGACUGGACUCGUGCCUUUGGCAGAGAUGCUGGUCAGGGAAGGUGCAAACCUGGACGUAUCCAACACGUUUGGCUCAACAUCGCUCCAUCUUCUUGCUGCUGGUGAUAAAGUAUGCGGUGCCGAACUGCUGGACAUUGCGAUGCUACUGAUCGAAGAAGGUGCAAACAUCGGCGCGGUGGACACCAACAGCUCCACCCCACUUCACAUUGCAUCGAAGUUUGUUGACAACCUUGGCCUCGUCAAGUUGUUGGUAAAGCGCGGGGCCGACCCGGAUGCGAGGGAAAUCACCGGAGAGACGCCGCUUCACCUGGCUACCAUCGCUGGGAGUUUCAUGACCAUGUCAGUGCUCAUCGCUGCCGGUGCGAACGUCAACCUCCGUGAUCUGCAAGGGGAGACACCGCUAUUCAAGGCAGCUGAAUUAGGACAUCUGGUAGCGGUCAAGAUGCUCCUGCGUGCGAAAGCCAGUGCCCUGUUGCCCAGGUCGGGUCCCAGUGCAAUUUACCCACUGGAAGUUGCGGCGGCAUCGGGCCACACCGACAUCGUUAGAGAGCUGUUGCAACGCCUUGGAAUCGAGGGUUGUGGUGGGCCGAGUAAUGGUGCACUCGCUCUCGCGUUUGCAGCAUCAUAUCCAUCCGUGGAUGUCAUGACUAUUCUUCUCGAGACAGGCGUUGUCGGUACAGGUGAAGCUCUGUCUAACGCCAACGAGUGCAAGGCCGCCCAACGUUUGCUACUGCGGGCGGGAGCGGUGACGGCUACUUCCUGGCUGUGGCCCAGGGGUACGCAUGCUGCCACCCCAACCAUCAAGACUGCUGCCGCUGCACCUGUCCUGACUGUGAUGAUGCCGCUGCUGAGGCGCAGAGCUAAGGGGCGCGGGUUUGCUCUGCCCGCCAUGUUGAGGUGA